Messenger RNA from Corapipo altera (White-ruffed manakin), 405 nucleotides. Its product is annotated as E3 ubiquitin-protein ligase RNF115-like. NCBI's taxonomy places the organism in Eukaryota, Metazoa, Chordata, Aves, Passeriformes, Pipridae. The transcript has 3 exons. The record is from RefSeq and is a predicted model, not a curated record. The annotation marks the transcript as partial.
GCCUAGACCAAACUACCACACCCUCCCUUUCUCCGCAGCUUUGGGACCACUGGGACCACACGAUGUUCUUCCCGGAUUUCCGGCCCUUCCUGAGCGGCUCCCUGGAUUCCGAGGGCCGGGAUCCGGAUCGGGGACCCCCGGGAGAGCUGUGGGGGCCCGGCCGCCCCCCCCGGCUGCCCCCGAGCCGCAGGUUCCGAUCCCGAGGCAGCUCCCGCCCGGAUCGCUCGCCCGCCAUCGAGGGGAUAAUCCAGCAGAUCUUCGCGGGGUUUUUCGCCAACUCGGCCGUCCCUGGCUCCCAACAUCCCUUUUCCUGGAGCGGGAUGCUGCACUCCAACCCCGGGGAUUACGCGUGGGGACAGAGCGGCCUCGACGCCAUCGUCACCCAGGUGAGGGGCACCCGUGCCA